Candoia aspera is the source of this 3092-nucleotide messenger RNA. It is a transcript of the gene INTS13, whose product is annotated as integrator complex subunit 13. Gene Ontology annotation, cellular component: integrator complex. Gene Ontology annotation, biological process: centrosome localization; regulation of mitotic cell cycle. Bases 1 to 2280 code for a protein of 759 amino acids. The transcript is spliced from 18 exons. NCBI's taxonomy places the organism in Eukaryota, Metazoa, Chordata, Lepidosauria, Squamata, Candoiidae. The record is from RefSeq and is a predicted model, not a curated record.
AUGUGGAGGGACGCCGGCGACCCCGCUUCGCCGUCCGUCUACCGCGUCGCCCCCUUACACAGCGGCAGCUCGAAAGACAGGAGGAAGCGGCACCGCGUGGCCGGGCGACCCCAUGGGGCAGCGGUGAGAAAGAAAAUGAAGCUUUUCUCGGAAUCACACAAAACAGUUUUUGUGGUAGAUCACUGCCCGUAUAUGGCGGAAUCCUGUAGACAACAUGUUGAGUUUGAUAUGUUAAUAAAGAAUCGGACCCAAGGAAUCAUACCUCUUGCACCUAUAUCACGAUCACUGUGGACCUGUUCAGUGGAAUCAUCCAUGGAAUACUGUAGGAUAAUGUAUGAUAUAUUUCCUUUUAAAAAACUAGUGAACUUCAUUGUCAGCGACUCUGGAGCAAAUGUCUUAAACUCGUGGAACCAGGAAGAUCAAAACUUGCAGGAGUUAAUGGCAGCGUUAGCAGCCGUUGGGCCUCCCAACCCUCGCGCAGACCCAGAAUGCUGCAGUAUCCUUCAUGGCUUGGUAGCAGCGGUAGAAGCUCUCUGCAAAAUUACAGAAUACCAGCAUGAGGCCCGGACCUUAUUAAUGGAGAAUGCCGAUCGUGUUGGAAACAGAGGACGGAUCAUCUGUAUUACUAAUGCAAAGAGUGAUAGCCAUGUACGAAUGCUUGAGGAAUUUGUCCAGGAAACGAUACAUGAGCACAAUAAAUUAGCAGCUAAUUCUGAUCAUCUUAUGCAGAUCCAGAAAUGUGAGCUGGUUUUAAUUCAUACUUAUCCUGUUGGGGAAGAAAGCCUUGUAUCAGAUCAUCUUAAAAAAGAGCUCUCUCCUGUUUUAACCAGCGAAGUACAUAGUGUUCGGGCUGGACGGCAUCUGGCCACCAGACUGAAUCUUUUAGUUCAGCAGCAUUUUGAUCUGGCUUCAACUACUAUAACUAAUAUCCCCAUGAAGCCUACAUUCAAUGUCUGUGACCAGGAAGAGCAACAUGCCAACACCUCUGCCAAUUAUGAUGUGGAACUGCUACAUCACAAGGAAGCACAUGUAGACUUUUUAAAAAGUGGUGAUAAUCACAUGGGUGGCAGCAGCAAAGAGGGCACAUUCAGAGAAACGGUCACUUUAAAAUGGUGCACACCAAGAACAAAUAGCGUUGAGCUGCACUAUUGCACUGGAGCAUACAGGAUUUCACCUGUCGACGUGAACAGCCGACCUUCUUCUUGCCUUACCAACUUCCUCCUCAAUGGUCGUUCUGUGUUGUUGGAACAACCACGCAAGUCUGGCUCGAAAGUAAUCAGCCAUAUGCUGAGUAGCCAUGGAGGAGAGAUUUUUCUGCAUGUAUUAAGCAGUUCUCGAUCCAUUCUGGAGGAUCCUCCUUCAAUAAGUGAAGGGUGUGGUGGCAGAGUCACUGACUACAGGAUUACAGAUUUUGGUGAAUUUAUGAGAGAAAAUAGACUCACUCCUUUCCUAGAACCUAGAUACAAGAAUGAUGGAAGUCUUGAGAUUCCUUUGGAACGAGCAAAAGAUCAACUAGAGAAACAUACCCGUUACUGGCCCAUGAUUAUUUCACAGACAACCAUAUUCAACAUGCAGGCGGUGGUGCCAUUAGCCAGUGUCAUUGUAAAAGAAGCACUGACAGAUGAAGAUGUGCUAACUUGUCAGAAGACAAUUUACAGUUUAGUAGAAAUGGAAAGGAAAAAUGAUCCAUUGCCAAUAUCAACAGUUGGAACAAGAGGGAAGGGCCCUAAAAGAGAUGAACAGUACAGGAUUAUGUGGAAUGAACUGGAGACUCUUGUUAGGGCUCACAUAGCCAACUCAGAUAAACAUCAGCGUGUCUUGGAGUGUCUUCUAACUUGCCGAAGUAAACCUCCUGAAGAAGAGGAGCGCAAGAAACGGGGCAGGAAGAGAGAAGAAAAAGAGGACAAGUCAGAGAAAGCAGGGAAAGAUUAUGAAUCAGAAAAAUCCUGGCAGGAAUCAGAAAGGCUAAAAGGUUUAUUAGAUCGUGAAAAAGAGGAACUUGCAGAGGCAGAAGUCAUUAAGGAUUCUCCCGAUUCCCCUGAACCACCCAACAAAAAGCCUCUUGUUGCAAUGGAUGAAAUGCCCAGCACUGAAAAAAAUAAAGGGCCGAUAUCUCUUCUGUCUCUGUGGAGCAACAGGAUUAAUGCUGCAAAUUCUAGAAAACAUCAAGAAUUUAUUGGCCGCUUAAACUCUGUCAACAACAAAACUGAACUGUAUCAACAUCUUAAAGAGGAGAAUGGAAUGGAAACCACAGAAAAUGGAAAGCCCAGCCGGCAAUGAAUUCGGGGAUACAGAACCACAUUUGCUCAUGAUGUAUAAACUUUUUAUGCCUGAUUUGAUAUUUCUAUCUAAUUGUACAGUUCUGUUACUUUGAUUGGUUUUUACAUUUUUGUAAUUUUAGUGCUUUUGUAUGAAAAUGCAAAAUAAGUAUGCUAUUUGUUCCAGUCCCAUUUGACUCUAAGAUCAAAUAAAAUUUCAAUUAAUACUCAGGUCUUUAUGACUAAAUAAAAAUGACUUUGCUGUUUUUUAAGAAAAAGCACAAUGCCUCCAACUUGAGUUUUUUGUUUGGACUAAAUUACAUUGCUAUACUUGAGAGUCCAUGCUUUUAGUGAAAUUCUCUUUAGCGCAAUCUACUGUUGGGUCUGGGGACCCUGGAUUUAAAUCAAAGCUCUGUGAUAAAACUUGCUGGAAGUGAUCUUGAUAAGAUCUUAACUGCCUUUUAUUACUAAUUGCUAGAGAAUGCAAAGAGGAUGGUUUCAGUGGAUUCAGAACAGGGUGGUUAUCCAUAUGCAAAAAAUAUGCUCACUGAGACUGCAACCACCAAACUCAUUUUCUUUCUUAUUUUAUUGAGUAGAUCCUUCAGAUUUAAGAAAAAAAUAAUGGGAAGAUAGUAUGCCGCUGAAAUUUAAGCAUCACCUGAACUUCCAGCAAUGCCUCUGGAUCUUCCACAGGCUCCAUUAGGCAUUCUUAGAAAAUAAAAACAUGAGUGUCUUGGCUCAGUGCUUUCUUCCUGGAAGAUGGAUGUUAAAGAGCUGCAUGGAUUCUGUACUGUUUGUACCAGUUGUUGACACUAAACAAUACCAGUUGUCUUA